Molecule: messenger RNA, 3516 nt
Organism: Gossypium raimondii (Peruvian cotton)
Lineage: Eukaryota; Viridiplantae; Streptophyta; Magnoliopsida; Malvales; Malvaceae
Exons: 14
Coding region: 324-3149 (941 amino acids)
Molecular function (GO): protein binding
Source: RefSeq, a predicted model, not a curated record
UAUUUGUCCCAUUUAUAUUUAUAUUCUUUUAUCUCCUCAUCGGCAUGGAAAUCUACUUGAAACCGUCGCCUUUCUUUAACAUUUAGCAGCGCCGCGAUUCCAUGAUCGUCACCAUUAUCAGCUGAAUUCUACUAUCCUCUUUCUCUUCAAGACAGAGCGUUUCCCUCUAAAACUUUAGCCCUAACAUUCCCUCUUCGGUUUCACUCGCAUUUCAUGAGAUUAAGUGUACAACUAUGAGCUAGAUUUAAAGCAAUCUCUGUUCUGUAACAAUCUUUGAAGUGAAAAGAGUUAAGUGUUUGAAGCUCGUAAGUAGUUGAAAGAGAAUGAGAACGAAGCAAAAACGGGCAUGCAGAAAACCUCCUGCACGAAAAUCAGCUGCAUUGGCCGAGAAUGUAGAAGCAGUGAAGCAAGGUGAAAAGGCAGUGAACCAAAGUGAAAAGGCUGUGAACCAAAAUGAAAGAAUAGUGAACCAAAGUGAGGAAGCGUUUUUAAGUUUUAUUAACCAAAAUAGGAAAGGGGAUUCUGUUUCUGCAGACUCAAAUGAUCUGGAAGUAGUUGACUUAGACUCUGAUGAGGCCAAGAGUAAUUCAUCUUUAUCAUCCUCUUCAAGUGACAGUGAUGAGUCAUUUAGUGCUGAAGAAAGUAGCACCGAUGACUCAUCAUCGGUGGAUAGGAGAUCAAGGAAAUCGACUAAAAGGCAUGGUAAUGUAAAGCAGGAAGCAAGUAAAUUACCAAAUAAAGGGAGGAAAGAUGAUGUUAACUCGUCCAGGGUUUUGCAUUCUUUCGGUAAAAAGCAUGAUGAAUGUAAGAUGUCCGAGCAGGAUCCUCGUUACAAUACGAAAGAACUGAAAGCCGCAUUGGAGGUGAUUAAGAAAAUUAUGAAGAUGGAUGAGGCUCAACCGUUCAGUGUUCCCGUAGAUCCUGUUGCGUUGGGUAAAUCUGAUUACUUUAAUGUAAUCGACACACCAAUGGAUUUUGGUACCAUAUGUAGUAAUUUAGAAAAUAGCACAAAGUACAUGAACACAAAAGACGUGUUUAAUGAUGUACAAUACAUUUGGGAGAACUGCUGCAAGUGCAACCAGAAGGGAGAGUAUAUAGUAUAUCUAAUGAAACGAGUGAAGAAAAAGUUCAUGAAGUACUGGAUAGCUGCUGGCUUGAGCAUUGGGCAAUCAGGGAAGAGUAAUGUGGGAAAUUUGUUCGAGCCAUCUACAACAGACUAUGCUACAAGGCGUAGGGGACAUGAGCCUUUCUAUCCAGUGGGCAGUGCAGAUGGUGCCAGUCAGAUGCAGCAGGGUCAAUUGGGUUUUAAUCAGCACCAUCUGUACUUCCCUUCAUCAUGCUAUAGCCAACCUCAUCAAUUACCGCAACCUCCACCAAGCACUACACGGCCACAGUUUUCCCAGUUGUCCCCAGUGAGUUAUCACCAACAUCAUCAGUCACAGCAUCCACCGCCAAGCACCAACCAGCCACAAUUCUCCCAAUUACAAUCUCACACGGGAUAUUCGCAUUUUCAGCCUCCUGGAGACAUAGCCCCAAAACACAAAAAGCAGGCAUCUAAGAAACACAAAAAGAACUCAUCUACAGGUCCUGCAGCCUCCAUUCUUAGUGGGUCACCAGGCCAGUCACAACAGCCUCAUUUGAGUUACAAGCUGCCAUAUGGUCUGCAGCAGUACCAGCACAGUAUCAACCGGCUACAAUCCUCUCAAUUGCAGGGUGCUGUAGAUGGUGGACACUCUCACUUUCUGCCUCAAUCAGAUUAUACAAGGUCCCAUGGGUAUGUCCCCUAUUAUCCGGUGGAUCCCAUGGUUGUCCCUGGCCAAUCACAUCCCCAACAGUCCCGAUUGAGCGAUGGGGAAUCUAGUGAGUCCCAGGAACGGCAACUGAAGGCAAGCCAUUGCCAGCCUCAAUCAUCACAGCUGCAACAUAAUGUAGAUAUUGAACAUUCACACACGUCACUUACAGAUUCUGCCUUGAGGGCUAUCAGAUGUGCACUUAGAUAUUCUGCCAGCCCUAAAACUAACAAAUCUAACCAAGAAAAUCAAGGGCCGUUGGGCUGCACCAAAUCCCAGCCUGAGCAGAGCCCACAGAGACCCGAACAGCGACAGUUCACAAAGAAGAGGAAAGGAAGAGGUCCUACUCGCUGCCUCUUCUUAAAUGAUCUGGCAGAUGGUGAGCGGAUAUUUGUCCGCAUCAACAAGUUUGGACAGCCUGUUGGUCCAAAUUCAUCCAAGCUAAGCAGCUUCCUGGGCACUGUAGCACGGAAUGGACACAGGGCACCACUUAAUUUUAUAGACUGGAGGGCAUUGUCAGAUUCUUACAAAGAUGAUAUGUGGGAAUAUGUUCAGACAAAGUUUGACAUUGAUCCAAGUGGCAAGUCUUGGGUCAUGCAGUCAAUUGCUACAAAAUGGAGGGACUGGAAAGCAGAUUUAAAGGCAACGUAUUAUGAUUCUCUUAAUACAGACGAAGAGCGCUUGAAAGUAAGUGAUCCAAGGGUUGUUCCUGACCAAUGGCCAAGCCUUAUCUCAUAUUGGAACUCUGAAGACACAAAGAAGCGUUGUGCAAGAAAUAGGGCUAACCGUCAAAAACAUACGUGUGGACAUUCAUCAGGGACCAAGAGUUAUGCAAGGAUAUGUGAGGAGGAGCAAAACAAGAGGCCUGAUGGGAAGGAGCCAACUAGAGCUGAGCUUUAUAUAUUAACACAUACUCGCAAGAAUGGACAGCCUGUUGACGAUACCGCAGCAAAAUUAAUUUCAAAGAUCCGCGAACAAGAAGCUAAGAAACAGAAUACCUUACAAUGUAGUGAUGAAUCAAAUGACACUUUGUGUCAAGUUAUGGGAGAAGAACAAGGCAAAAAUGUGGGACCUUAUGGAAUGGGUCCCAAUCGUACUGGCAUUUUUGGCCCAAGACCUGGCCGUGUUGUCCUUGCAAGGAUGGCUUCCAAGGCCAAAAGAUCUGCAAAUGAAGAGGUGCGCAAGAUAGCAGUGAAAAUGGAGGCCAUGGAGGAAAAAUAUGCCCUUAUGGAAAAGAAUAUAGCUAGAAUGACUUCAAACAUGGAAAAGUUUCUCGAGAAGAUUGGGGGAUCUUCAAAUAUUUUGGGUUCUGAGCAGCGUCAUCAUGAGGAGGAAGACCCAGAAGAGGAUGAUGCUUAAUGGACUUCACCUACCUAUUUAGUGUACGUGGCAUUAUGAUGGAACUUAUCAAGCAAAAUGGGGGAAAUUGGAACAGCACCACCGUCGGAUGAGAUGUCUGGGGCCUUGCCUUUUCCCCUCCCUGGGUCUCGUUAUUAGCGGACUUGCAAUGUGAGCAUGGAAUAUAGUUGGAGAGUUUAUAUUUUCAGUAAGGUAAUUGCAAUUAACUGGUUUCAGCUUUCAAGUUGACAUGGUUUUGGAGCCCGGCUUCUGCAUGUAUGCUGUCUCCUAUAUAUAUACACACAUUUUAUUCGAACAUGAAAUUUCGUUUAUAUAUAAAUCAUUACAAUCGAAUAAAAGUAGUAACAAAGAUCCCAUUUCAACUAAA